AUGAACUGUGAAGACGAAAAGGAAAAAAUUAACAACUCUGUGACGCCUUACACGGGCGAAAAGAGGAGCGAAAAUAAACUGCCCUUUUUCAACGGAUUUGAUGACUUCAAAAUUGAUUAUUCCUUCCACAAAAAAAAAAAGUCUACUCCUGGUGCAAUAAAAAACUCAUUAAACGAUGGGAAUGAUAGCAGCUGGGAUGAUAAAAAAAACGAUUUAAAAAAGUUGAUUCAAAUUAUAAACCAUAAUUACAUCGAUAAACAUUUUUAUUUUAAAAAAUUAAGCAUUCAUGAUUUGUACAAAAUAUUUGUCUACUCAAAUUUUUUAACAAAGUCAUUAAUUUUAUAUCCUUCUUUGAUUCCUCAUUUUGAAAUCAUUAUCGAGAAGGUGAAAAAAAUAAAAAACGAAGCUACCCUAUCAGGAGUCGAGGAUGACCAUUUUGUGUUCCCACCCCUCGACUCACCCCCCCCCGAGGGUCAUCGACUUGGGGAGAGCAGCUUCAUUCAAAAUGGCACCUUUAGCAGUGGUCCCGUUAAAAAUGAAAUAAAUGAGGGGAAAAAUGCCACACAAACCUCGGAAAAGAAAGCCCUUCUUGUGGGCAUCGGAAAGGAUUUCACCUCAAGGAACAGUUUAAUAUCCCUUCAAUUAGACGAAAUACAAAACGACAUUGCGAAAGGUGAGAACGAACGAGGAAACCAUUCAUAUCACACAAGAUAUAACCGUAAGGGGGAACCUACCUAUGCGGGCAACACAAAUUGUGACAAAAUAAACAAUGGAUCCUUCGCCGACCUUGACGUUAUAGAUAAAAAAAAUUCCAACUGUAAUUACAACAGACAUUUAAUAGAACAAAAGGAAGACACACACCUCUUUCCAUAUGAGGGUCCGUCUAAUUAUGCACCUAAAAAUGGAGAUAUACAAAAUGUUUCUCACAACACUAAAGCAAACGUGAAGAGCCCAUAUGCUAUCCAUCAUAACCACACGAAGAAUGCCAACUGUGAGUACGACCAGAAUAAUAGAAAUAAUGCCAUAGGUAGAGAGAAUCCUAGCGUGUCCAUUCCAUCAGUUGAUAAAAAUGUUCGUGUUUAUAAGAACAUAAAUGAAUAUGACAUAAUCGAGCUCAAAAUAAGCGCUUCUUUUAACAACAAAUAUAUAUGUCGCUAUAUAGGCAUCCACAGCGGAAUGACGUUAUACAACAUACACAGAUGCAUCUGCAUAUGUUUGGGAGUCAAAAAGGAAGACACAGAUAAUUACUUGCACGUUUUUAUAUUAAACAAUGGAAACAUUUAUGGGAGCGGAAAAAAAUGCAGCGUUAGCAUCAUCAGGAAAAUUCAGAUAAACACAGAUCGGCACAUUACCUUCAAGCACAUAGUCAAGACCCCACUGUAUCUGUACAAGGCAAAGGACGCAAGUAAAAACAACUUUUGUAACAAUUUUUCCGUCAACAGCGCGAAUACGUUCGAUGAUAAGGCCUGUGCAAAUGGGGGGAGUCAGUAUGGCGCAGAGAGCAAUCCAAACGAGGGGAUACACAGCGAAAAUGAGAGCAGUCAAAAUAGUGGCGAUCCAAGCGAAAACAAUCAGCAUGAUAGCAACCCAAACAGUUAUGACCAACGCAUCGGUGAUGCCAAUCUGUACAACUCAGACCCCCCCAACAGAAACAUGGGCGCCAAUAUCAACCAAAUGGAUUUUUCAACCUUUGGGCAAUCCAGGAAUAGCCAAGCAUUUGUAGAAUCAAAUGCAAUGCCUAACUAUGAUAUGCUGAACACAGUAGACAGUGUAGCAGAGAUGAACCAUUGCAAUGUUAGUACACCCACAUUAGGUUUCAUUGGUAAGGAAAACAAGUUUUCGAACUUAAUCAACUCACCAAGCAGCUUUUACAAUCAUGUGAAUACUAAGGCACCUUACAACGUUAGCAAUAAUAUUAGCAAUAACGGAAGGAGUAUGUGCGGCGAGAAUCUAAACAGGGCGGCAUGUAACAGGAUCAUGCACAUUAGCCACAGUAGCCAACUAAGUGAGACACUUACAGUGGAAUAUCUCCGUAAAAGCGGAGUCGCCAAAAUAAAUAGUGGCCAUGCGAACGGUGGUAGCGUAAAUACCACCUGCCUCUACGACCCAAGCGAAAAUAACAUCAACUUAAGUAACUUCCCUAUUCAGACCAAGAAUACGAAAACUAACGAAGAAACAAAUAAUUUACGCUUGAAGGAAGACUCAAAUAAUUCCUCCUUGAACGAAUACCACUCCGACUGGAAACAAAAAGAUGGUCUAGAAGUAAGUGAAAAUAAGGAAUGCUAUGUGAAGCAUCCACCUUCGCGUGAAAACUACGCAGGAGAGGAUGCUCAAGAAAUGGAUGAUGACGCCACUGCUGAAGAUGAUUACAAAAGGGAAAAAUGCAAAAAGAGACAAUAUCACAAAAAUUGGCACGAUCAAAAUGGAAGCCAUAUUACCCCCCAAAACGGCAGCCCUUUGCUCAGUAACGAAUCUACCCAUGCAGGCACAAUCCAAGCAGACACAAUCCAAGCAGGCACAAUCCAAGCAGGCACAAUCCAAGCAGACACAAUCCAAGCAGGCACAAUCCAAGCAGACGCGACUCAUACACACGAGCAACAUCUAAACAUGUCGUGCGAAGAAUCACACAAUGUAUUAUCUCCCAAAACUGGUAGAGACACUUGUUACCUUUACACGAAUACCCAGGAAGAAAAACCAAGCUGCAUGUUUAACACAAUUUCGAGUGACGGCAACUCAUACAAGAAUGCCAUGUCUACCAUCUCACCUACAAAAAGUGAUCGCCCUUUCCAUGCCUCCAAUAAUUACAGAUUCAGCGCACAACAGAAUAGUACCCACAGUUAUCAUCCCAAUGGAAUGAAAACACCUGAACAGCAUGAAUUCGAAAAUGAGGAGCCACAGUCAAAUUAUCCUUAUUCUAUAAAUCUGUCACCCCAGUUUAGUGCCCAUAUGAAAUUCAAUCCCGCACUUAGCAUGCACAAUUUGGAUGAAAAAAAUGGGAUACAAAGUAGGCAGAUCAUGUACAAUACAGGCUAUCAAACAAUUGAUGUUAACUGCCAAAAUGCUGAUCCCUCGACCUCUUUUUUCUAUCCCACCAGUGUUCUUCCCGACUAUCCCUACAACCUAAAUGGGUUAAAUACUCCAAAUUAUUUCUUUUACAAAAACGGAAAUGACCUCACUGUUCAUGCUAAGAAUUCGCUACCCCCCUACAGCUACAACGAUUCCAUGCACAAUGAAGGGAACCACAUGGAGUAUCAAAAUGUGAUGAACAACAACUUUAUUGAGAGAGACAUUUCCCAUGUUAACAGUCCAAAUUGGUACAUCCCAUAUGAUCAUUUGUCCCAAUCAAACAAUGCCACAUAUGCAAAUAGAUCCACAACGAGCUCCUACAUGGACAACUCAUUUGCAGCUUCUCCACUUGAUGACACUGUCAAUCCCCAUCCGGCAAAACAAUACUGGGGUAAUAUGAAAUAUGAAUCCGUCGAUUCAUCUAAGAGCUGCAAAAAUAAAGACCAAUCAGAAAAUUUGGAACAAAUAAAACAGAAUCACGUUGCUGAAUGUGGUGGUAUCACACAUGCAGAGGAUAACGCCAUGACAAAUAUACCACGAAAUAGCGCUAGAGACAUGACUGAAAAUUAUCCCCCCUGGGAAAAUUACAAUUCCACAUCUAUGACGCAUCUAAGAACCCAUUUGAACAGCGAAAUGGAAAGUCAAGAAAAUCUUCCUGAGGUCCUAAAAAAAACAACUAAAAUAUUGGGGAACGAGUCGCCCCCAAAUUGUGUUGAACCAGACGCCUUACAACGUCAUCCAAGUGGGAGUACCCCUGAGGAAGGCGAAUCGAAUCGAACAAACGAAAGUAUCGCAAAAUAUUGCAUAAGAAAGGAAGAUUCAUGUAGAGAAAAAUACCCUUUGGAAGAUGCAAAAAUCUACAAGGACGUACAAAGUGGAAGCAACCCCGAAGGUAGUAAAGAAGAAAUGAAUGACAGAGAAAAGAUCGGAAGGAACAGCGAAGCACAUCAAGAUGACGCAGAGGAACUUAAAAAAGGGCAACUGAAGGAAGGAACCCAGAAAAUAAAGCAUACCCACCCUGUGGAGGAAGGAACAAAAAACGGAGAUACGCAAAAAGGGAGUGAACCCCCCGAGGAAAUUAUCAAUAAGGAUUGCGAAGAAGAACCAAGCAAUUUUAUCAACAGCAAACAUACGGCUGAGAGAAAACAAAGCGGAACUCUGGAUGCUUACAUCAUGGGAAAUGAUAAUGCCAAAGAUGGGGGAAGAUCCAACCCUGUAACAUGCAACACCGCAUGUGAAGGAAAAUUUGAAGAUGCUACACAUGCCCAAGUGAUCCACCAGGAUGCCAACAAAAAAGGGAAAUUGUUCCCAAUGGAAAAUGCGCCCAUCUGUAACAUUUCAAACAGAUACAAUGAUGCUAAGAAUACCACCCCCGUUAGAACAGAACAAAACGAACGUUCCAAUUUUUACAACACUUUUAGCGAUACCGAAUGUGGAACGAAUGGAGAAAAAUCACAACAAGAGGUUGGGUGCAGCCAUACAGGAAAAUCUCACCUACAGGAGAAGGAGAGGAACGAACAGGAUUAUUCAUAUUUACAAAAUGGACACUACAAAUCAGCGGAUACUUACUCUGUUUGUGAACCAAAUGGAAGCAAUUCCUCCCACAUCUAUUUUGUUCAAAGCGAAAGUAUAAAAAAAGGCUCUACAUAUGAGAACACGCAUUAUGAGGGGAAAAAUAUGCAAGAGAAAACGGAAAUUCUUCGAACAUCCACUGAAAAUUCAAGGAACAAGGAACUAGAGCACUUUAGCAAGUUUAAUGAAAAGAAUGGCCCAACCUGUGGAGAUUCACCAAGCCGAGAAAGGGAUACAAAACCCAUUCCAGGGAGCGAACAAAUGGAAUCAAAUGAACAACAUAAAGAUUCAACAAUGGACCAAAAGGAGAAUUACGAAAGAGAUGUAAAAAAACAAGGAACUCAAAUGAUUCUCAGAAAUGACAAUUUUGAGGAAAACAAUCAAGGUAGCCAUUUUUUUAUAUCUGAUCAAAGGGAAGGCAUUCCCUCAAAAGGCUUUACAGAAACGGAACAGCUCAUUCUAGAAUACCAUCCUCACUUAAAUGAAGAACUCAAUAGUGAUGAAGAUUCCCCUCCGUUGAACGACAAAAAUAGCUAUUUGCACCAUAUGCAGAAGAUGGUUCUAAUUAAUCCACACGAAAAAAAUAGCAGUUGUGUUACCUUGGAUAUGCCCAGUAGACCCAUACAUGCAACUGAAGUUAGCGAAUUCGAGAGAGAAGACAAAUCCAAUUUGUGUUUCCAACAAAAUGAAAAAGGAGACUACAAACAAUGGAAACAUAAAUUAUAUAAUGAGCAUUUUUACACGAAUAACAAAAUGAAUUAUCUAGAAAGAAACAUCACACCGUGUUGUAGUACCUCCCCAAAGACCAGUGUUAAUUCCAUCCCAAGUGAGUUCACCGAUAAUUUUCACAAGACUAAUCUUCUGGCAGAUUACAACCCGUACAGCAAAUGCACCAACGAUAUUGUAAACAAAAAUGAAUAUUCGCUCAAUUUCGAAAAUAAAAAUAGUGCCUAUCAUAAGACGUCACUUUAUUUUAAAAAUGAUCCUUCAAAUACAACAUGUAUCCAAGUGGAUAAUGGAGAAAAUUACCAGGGGAUAAAUUACCAUAAUCCAUAUUACAUGAACAUGCUACCGAUGAAUAAUGAAAAUGGGAUAGACUUCGUCAACCAAGGGAAGCGCUACGCAAAUAAUGGAAGCCUGCACACCACUUCGAAUACUCUUAUGACCGUAGAUACGGCAAUGGACACGACCGAUUAUAUGCACAGCAUCAAACAUAGCACUCCACAGGGAAGUCCCCACAACACUGAGCGUAGUAGUGAGCAUGACAACCAACAGGGUAACCAACAGGGUAACCAACCGACUGACCAAUCGAUCAACCGACCAACCGAUCAACAAACCGACCAAACGACCGAUCAACGAACCGACCAACAAACCGACCAACGAACCGACCAACGAACCGACCAACAAACCGACCAACAAACCGACCAACAAACCGACCAACGGAGCAAGCCCCUUAACGCCAACGCAGGCGGAAAAGAAGACGCCACCUACUUCCCCCAUCUCAACACCCCCGAACAGGUCAACGAAAACUAUCAGCACAGUUCCUAUAACAUUAUGCCAAGUGAAAGGGAGAUACCGGAAAAACACCCAUUCUACGUUGGCUCAAAUUCCUUGCCUAAAGAGGCCGAUGAAACAAAGUAUACUUCCCCCCUGUGCGAAGGGCAGAAAGAAAAAAUUAUACAAAAGGAAAAUUUCGAGGUUGAUAAAUGUAGACAAGGUAAGAACAUCAUAGUGGGCUCGAAUCAGCAAUACGUCAAUCAUGGUGACGGAGAAAUGACACACAGCGACCAAAAUAUUUACCCCAAUCCUGCAUCUGCCAUGCCAUCUUCCCCCCUUUCUAUAAUCGGUGAAGGUGUGAAUUGUCAGAUUCAACAUGUUAUGGAUACUUCACUUUCUCCAUGUGAAUACGAGUAUAGUAUGCAAAAAAAUACCCAGUACGAUCAACGCGAUUUGUGCGGUGCACAGAAGCAAAAUUACCACCCACCAUACUCUCAAAGUGAUAACCCCAUAAACAGUUACAAUGAUUAUUCGUACGAUGCUCCUACCUACAUGAUGAAUAGCAACGCGAAUGAAUAUUCCAGCACGUUCAGAGUGGGUAGCCUCAGAAAUGCAGACAAUAAUAUUAUGAAGGAAGAUACCUACUAUGGUUGUUUGAACGAGGGGGGGUACCUAAACAUUAAUGAAGCAGGGAGGCAGAGCACAGCGGUGGGUGUGGACACCUUCAUGCAUGUGGACGAAAUGAGACAAAGAGGUUGCGCUACGACACAUGAGAUGGGUUCUAAUCGCUAUGUCGAAAACAUGCCCCAUGAGGAGGAUAUCAAUUUGAAGCACCUGCGAGAUGAUAACAUCACGAUAAACGAAUGCAUAAAUUCUGCUUACGAAAAAGGAGGAAAGCAAGGAAGAAGCGAACAUAAGGAAAGGGAUAAUGGACAAAGCGAAAAGGGUUGCGAACAGAGCGAAAAGGCUAGCGAAGGGGGCAGCGAGCAAAGUGAAAGAACCUUCGAAGAAAACAAAUCGAGCUUCUCCAUGCUAUACCUAUUUGGAAAAGUAAAGUUCAAUAUCAGCAUCAUAGACAUCAUUCAUAACAAAACAAAUUCGCAUGACCUUCUUUGGGUCCCCAGGUGUUGCAAUGGAAGCUACGGAACAUUCUUAAAAAAUAACUACCUAAACGCGAACGAAAUAGAUAAGCACAUACCGGAAGAACACAUCGAUAUCGAUUGCAUAAAUCUCAAGCUUAUGGAAACCAGGUUUAGCAAAAAUGUGGCUAGCUCAAGAACUACCAAAAGGAAAAGGAUGAUUGACAUUGACAAAACAGUUUUGCACUUUUACAAAGAACACAUUAGCGAAUUUUUCAACAAUAAAAAUAAAAUCAUUAGACUGACUAAAAAAUUGUGCAAGUAUAAAAAAAAGAGGAAAUAUAAUAGCAGCGAUGGUGGCAAGGGUACUGGCAAAAGUACCCCCAAGGGUACCACCAACGGUACACCCAAAAGUUCCCGAACGGGCGACGAGGAAAACAACGCCAACCCUUAUGGAACGCCCAAAUGUGGAAUCAGCAAGACGCCCCAUAAAAAUAAAUAUAAGGGAAAAAAAAACGUAAACCGCCAGGAUUCGCUCGGCGAAGACACCAAGGGGGAUCCCAGCAUGGACGGUGAAUAUCCUGCAGAGCGCAGCGAGGAAAACGACGCAACAUGUGACCACCAAAAUGACGCCCUCAAUGAGUCAGACGCUUAUGUGGGCAGUUACUCUCCCAAUUACAUCGAUGACCAGGCGCACGCCAACUAUUAUCACCAACCCAGGGAUGACAACAGAGAUUACUUCCACUGCUACAUGCGGAACCAACUCAGCGCGAACCAAACCCAUCCAGCAAAUGCAGGCGAACACAACUACCUCCUUAACGAAGACGUCACCACAAACAUCAACAGAAACUUAAACAGAAACUUAAACAGAAACGUAAACAGAAACGUAAACAGAAUGGCAAUACAGAAUGACCUGCUCCAAGAGGAGCAAACCUUUAACGAUCCUUUCGCUAAUAACAUGUUAGGCGAUAUGGCAACCCGAAACCUAAGUAGAAAUAACUUUUUUCCAAAUAUAAUGUAUCACAAUUUUAGUGAACCCAGUGAUGUUCUCUCGACACAUUAUCAACAUCAUCAUGAAAUGGGAGCCUAUGCAAACAUGCAUGAGGAGGGUCACCCAAAUGGCAGCGUCCUCAACAGCCUUCCUCCAACCACCUACUACGACCAGCCGACUAGCCAAUAUUUUUUUAACAACAAUCCAAAUGCCUUUAAAUCAAACUAUGCAAAUAAUGCAAGUACACGAAAGGGAAGAAAUCAGAACAAAUCUCAAAUGGGUUCCUUCAACGGUAACAACGCUGACCACGCAAACAACGCUGACCGCGCAAACAACGCUGACCGCUCAAACAACGCAAACAUGCAGAAUGCACUGAACUUAUCGCAGAUACUUGAUGGGAAUAAUCAUUUUAUUAACAUUUCUAACACGUUUAUUAACACAAAAUUUGGUAAAGAGCUUCACCAGACGAACGACCUGUUGGCCAAUCAAAACAAAUUCGAUUUGAAUGUUAUGACUGGCGGGUUAAAUGCGAACCCGUUUACGCAGUAA
Plasmodium knowlesi strain H is the source of this 8754-nucleotide messenger RNA. Its product is annotated as conserved Plasmodium protein, unknown function. The record is from RefSeq and is a predicted model, not a curated record. The transcript is spliced from 2 exons. Lineage: Eukaryota; Apicomplexa; Aconoidasida; Haemosporida; Plasmodiidae. Bases 1 to 8754 code for a protein of 2917 amino acids.